Messenger RNA from Tricharina praecox, 1569 nucleotides. RefSeq lists its product as uncharacterized. Gene Ontology annotation, biological process: SCF-dependent proteasomal ubiquitin-dependent protein catabolic process. Gene Ontology annotation, cellular component: SCF ubiquitin ligase complex. The transcript has 3 exons. Lineage: Eukaryota; Fungi; Ascomycota; Pezizomycetes; Pezizales; Pyronemataceae. The annotation marks the transcript as partial. The record is from RefSeq and is a predicted model, not a curated record.
GCAGGGUCAGCGGUAGCGGCGGAAACAACAGCAGGGCCCUCCAACCCAGCGCCUAAAGGAAAGGCAAAAGCGGAAAAGAAGCCAGCGAAAAAGAAGCGGAAGCGAGACUUUGAUGAUGAAUCAGAUGCCGACGAUGUGGACUUCAACCCCGACUUUGUCGAACAGAGCAAUACUCCAAAUCCAGGCCAGAUCACCUUCUGUGCCGAAUGCGAGUCUCGAUUCACUGUCACCGCUUAUACCUGUGCCGCCCAGGAGGGAGAUGGCAUGCUGUGUUCCAAAUGUGGCAGCAAGUAUGGAAAGGCCAAAAAGACGGUCAAGAAGAAACGUACUACCACGAAGAAAGCCAAGCGUGACAACCUGCGUAAUGCUCUCGACAACAACCAGGCCUGCAUGGCUAAGAGUCUCAAGGACUAUUGCAUCGAGUACGUGGCGAGGGGUAUUGACCAGGUCGACGAUUUCGGGGGUCUCCCCGAGAGGUUUAUGGACCGGAUCUGCCAGAUCAUCUCGCGCAACAGAUCUUUGACGAACCACACCAUGCGAUUGUUCCUCGAGAAUGAUAAGGAAUCGGAAAAGUUGACGUUGUACGACUGUGCCAAAAUUGAUAGCGACAAUUUGCGCACCAUUGGAGCGUUUCUUCCACAUCUCCGCGAACUCUCUUUGCAUCACUGCGGAAAGAUGACUGAUGAAGUCCUUCCGUAUUAUGCUGAGAAGCUCAAAUGCCUCGAGUCUCUUCAUAUCCGUGGCGCCUUCCUUGUCAGCGCCGGAGUGUACGCCAAAUUCUUCGAGACCGUGGGACCUCGUUUGAAAUCGCUCAGUCUCACCUCGACGGCUCGCACCAAUAGUGACGUCUUCGAGGCUAUCGCCGUGAACUGCCCCAACCUUAAAUCUUUGUGUCUUUCCCACCUCGCUCGACUUGACGACGACGGUGUGUUGGCGCUCGAAAAUUGUCCGAAGCUCAAGAGCCUUGAUAUCUCUUUUGCUGGUGGCGGCAUCACCGACGCCUCUGUGAUCUCGCUUCUAGACGUCAUUGGUUCGGGCCUUGAGGAGCUCAACCUCUCAGGCAACAUGCUUCUUACGCAGGAGACCCUGGACGCAAUCCACGCAUGCUGUGCCCAUCUGCGCGUCCUCAACCUCAAUGAUUGCGAGCUUCUCACGGACCUGAACAUCACCAACCUGUUCACCAAUUGGGAUAAGAACCGCGGACUACGGGAAUUUCACAUUGCUCGUCCCGAGAGCUUCGGAGACGCUGCGUUGCUGGCGCUUGCGACCCACAGCGGACAGACGCUCGAGAUGCUGGACCUCACCUCAUGCGGAGACAUCACCAAGCACGGCCUCUUGCAGGCAUUGCCGGAUUUCAAGAAGUUACGGACGAUUGAUGUAGGGUUCAUUAGGUCGGUGGACGACGAGGUUGUCGAGGCGAUGCAAGAGAGGGGCAUCACCCAUAUCACUAUCUGGGGAUGCACGAAGGUCACAUUGGCUUGCAAAAUCGACUUCGGCGUCACCAUCGUUGGACGAGAGGCGGACCUGACGUUUGUUGAGGAUGCUCCUGAUGUCACUGCGGUGGAAUAG